GUCCCAAAAGCCCCACCCUAAGUCACUCCCAGAAGUGAUCUGUAAACACGGCUCCAUUAUCGUCAAUGAUAUCCACUUGUAUUAAUGGAUGCUCCGCGACCACCUACAAGCCUGAGCUGUUAAAUCUAUGUACCAUUAUCAUUGCACCUGUCUCAUGAUUGGACGGGAAUCGACUGCAGUCAACUAGAAUUAACCCAUUGCAUUAAUCCAGCCGUUAUAUGCAUUUGCAUUUUCCUCGACCCAUGUGCAUCGAGUGAGGCGGGUGCUCAGAAGCUGAACGCAUGAUCAUAAGCGCGGAGCCGCCACUGGAUUUCGUGGUAAUGGGAAUUGAAUUGAGCAGUUGUUUAAAACCAGUGUCUGGUAACAUUCUUCUGUAAAGUCACACUGGACAGUUUUGUAGAAGUAUUGGUCAUUUGACAAGGAUGCAAUUUGGGUAUCAGCAGGUUUGAGUUGGUGAGCUUAACAGUGAUGGACGGGUCUAACGUCCACUGAGUUCCUCGGAUCUGAAAUGGCGCCAUUGGCAGAUUUCAUGAUGAUGUAAACAACAACUGCUAUGAACGUUUAAAACUGAACGCCAAAUCGCUCGACCGUUUAAACACGAAAGGUAAACAACGAUGGGAGUCCGGCUACCGCUACUGUGAUCGUUUCUCCACGCAACACGUUAUUGCUUCUCUUCAAUACAGUCGUUUGAAGAGCCGUUAUCGAAGUCGUUUUCAUUAGUGUUUCCGCCGAAAAGUAUCGAUGAGUUCCACACGUGGAUUGUAAUUUGAACAUCGCAUUAUUAUUGAGGAGACGUCAGGCCGUACAUUGGGCUGAUAUCUGACCGAACUUUUCACAGGCACAGAUGCAGCCGUUGACUGAUUGGAAAGUAUACAGUGACUGAUACGAACAACUGAUUAAAAGGAUCAUUAUACGCGCUGAUACUUUUUUGACGGUUGAAGUCGAUAACACUGUAAUGGAGGGCGACGAGCGUACGCCGGUGCCGCGGGUUCGCACCAUCUCAGCCCUGCUACGUUUCGGCCGUAACAUGGGACUGACGUACAUACCGACCAGUAACGGCAGUGCCGGAGAAGGGACCAAGAUGAACCAUCUUGGGAGGGGCCAGGGAAAGGACAAAGGGGACCGCACACCGGUCACGGAGGAAGAGACGAUUGGGGUGUGUUCCAUCGCCGAUAGCCCCUAUCGCAUUUUAAGGAUGGCAGCUCUUGGCAAGUACGAUGAGUUUGUGCGGGUCUACAACGCCGACCCUAAGAGGCUGGCGUUUCGAGACAAGCAAGGGGCCGGGGCGUUGCAUCACGCCGCCACCCGUAACAGAAUCAAUAUCAUGGAGUUUAUCCUGCAGCUAGACGAGGAUAUCAACAUGACCGAUGCUACAGGCAACACGCCGCUCCAUCUGGCCGUUGAGCACGAACACCCAGAGGCCAUCAACUUUCUCCUAGACCAUGGCGCCUGCAGCACACGAUUCAACAAUAACAACAUGGCGCCUAUCCACCUAGCUGCAGACCGCAAUAAAACAAAGGCUCUCGAGGCUUUGGUAAAGCGGCCAGACAUAGAUGUGAAUUACCAGGGGGAUCUUGGUCAAACUGCUCUUCAUUUUGGCGCCAUUAAAGACAACACCGAGGUCGCGAAGAUACUUCUCGGUACGCCAAACAUGAAUCCGUGUGUUAGAGAUAACAACGACGUACACGCCAUGCAUGCUGCAGCUACGCACGGUUCGGCUGGAGUCCUCGAUCUUCUGAUUUCAUUCUAUAGUGAAGGUAGCAUCAGUGAUAAGGCCUUAGCGUUCAUCGACAGAGAAGGGAACACAGCUCUUCAUAGCGCCGUCAAUAGCGGUGACUUUGCGGCCGUCAAAUUGUGCCUUAAGUACGGGGCUCGCAUCGAUGUGCGACAGGUUAUCAAAUGCAAGGGUGAACAGGCCACCCCACUCCACCUUGCCUGCACACAGGGCUCCCUCGAUAUCGUCAAACUCAUGCUGUCCACGCGGCAGAAGGACAAGGACACAGCCCUCAACGUUCCAGACUGCCAACAACAGUUGCCUCUCCACAGAGCUGCCAUGUUUGACCAUUCCGAAAUCGUCGAGUAUCUCCUGCAACAGGGCAGUUACAUCGAUGCCCAGGACAAGAACCAGCGGACGCCGCUACUCUUGGCCACUCAGCGAAGCAGCUGGCGGUCCGUCCUACUACUCCUUGAGAGAGGAGCCGACGUCACGGUGACCGACUGCGAAGGCAGGAACGUCUUGCACCUGAUUGUGUUGUACGGGGGAUCCUUGGAGAUGCUGGGCAGAGAAUUCUUUAAGAGGCCCGAAGCAGCAAUACUCCUGAACCAUGCGGACAGCUCUGGUUGCACCCCAAUGCACUACGCUACCAGAGAGGGCUGCAUUAAAGCUGUCCAGGGUCUGAUGGAGCUAGGAGCCACGGUCAACCUCAAGAACAAAGACAAGCAAUCACCACUACACUUUGCGGCAAGGUACGGAAGGUUCAACACCUGCAAGCAGCUUCUGGAUAGCAACAUCGGGCCGAACAUCAUUAAUGAGACAGAUAGUGAAGGGAUGACGGCCUUACAUAUCGCCUCCUGGUUCGGUCAUUAUAGAGUGGUCAAGCUGCUCAUGUUCAAGGGAGCUCUGCUUCACAAGGACCAUAACGGACGCUCACCAAUGCACCUGGCAGCGAUGGAAGACUACACAAACACGAUGGACGUGUUGCACGCUGUUCACAGUCACUUGAUUAACUGGAAAGACGACGACGAGAACACGGCUUUUCAUCUAGCAGCGGUAGAAGGCAAAGCCAACGCCGUCGUGUUCUUGCUCGACCACGGCGCUGAAGUCAAGAGGAACAAGAACAAUCAGACGGUCAUGGACGUCACCAUAGAGGCACAUAAUAAAGACGUAGCUUUGGCCAUCAUUGCCCAUGAAAGGUGGCAUGAGGUGAUGAUGCCUGACUCGAACACGAGGCCACACAUGUUAGGUCUCGUGGAACACAUGCCUGAAGUGGCGCUGACAGUGCUUGAUCGAAGCGAGAAUGCAGUUGAUCACGGUAGACUUCAAUGCAGAGGGUAUUCGUACGACUUCCGGUACCUUCAAUGCAGUUCGCAGUUGCAGCAGAAUUUUACCGAUGACAAGACGGCGUAUGUGCCUCUGCUGGUCCUAAACACAAUGGUAAAAUUCAACCGCAUAAAACUACUGUCACACCCCGUGUGCGUUAACUACUUGUCGUUAAAAUGGAAUGCUUACGGGCGAACCUACCACGUAUUAAACAUCUUUCUCUACCUGUUUUUCCUGGCGUUCCUAACUAUGUUCAUAUGGCACACCGUUCCCCUACAACACCUUAAAUCCAGCCACGCCAACGACUCGUGUGCGGUCCAGGAACAUUCAGCUGAACCUCAAGAGACGCCUGCACUGAUACACGAAGUAAGCAAGUGGAUCCUGGCUUGGUACGCAGGGCUCUGCAUCCUAAAAGAAGUAGCACAGAUGAUUCAUCAGAGGCAAAAAUAUUUCAAGGAGGCCAACAAUGUCAUCGAAUGGGUGUUGUACGUCUCCACAUUGCUCUAUGUCUGCCCGUUCUUUGUGGACAUCUACUUGUACGAAUUGUCCUGGCAGACGCCUUUCGGUGCAGUUGCUGCCUUUCUGGCCUGGUUCAACUUUCUGCUGUACUUGCAGAGAUUCGACAUAUUCGGUAUUUACGUGGUCAUGUUCCUGGAGAUUCUACGGACCCUUGUCCAGGUUCUCUUCGUCUUCUCCAUCCUAUUCAUCGCCUUUGGCCUCACCUUCUUCAUGCUACUUUCGCAAGAGGCAAACAAAGCCCACGCCACGCCCAUUAUGUCAUUGUUCCGUGUAUGCACAGCUCUGAUGCUGGGAGAGUUAGACUACAUCAACUCCUUCGUGGAGCCUGCCUCGGACUGUGAUUCCAACACCAUGCCUCAUCCAGAAAUUACCUUCAUCUUCCUCUUCACAUGCGUCUUGCUGCUCCCUGUUCUGCUGAUGAACUUGUUGAUCGGUUUGGCCGUAGGUGACAUCGCCGAGGUUCAGUACAAUGCGCGCAUGAAGCGCCUAGCCAUGCAGGUGGAGUUACACACGGACCUCGAGCACAAGCUACCCAAGCGAAUCUUGGAGUACGGAGAGAAGGAUCAUCUGAUAGUCAAACCUCACUGCAGGAAGAGAUUUCUGACAAGGAUUUGGUUGAAGAUCAUGGAGUCGGCUGGCAUGGAGGAGGGCAUGCCAAAAGAGCGACUCAGGACGGCUGCCGACGUGCACAUCAACGUGGUCCAUGGGGAAAUCAUGAAGCAGAAACGAAGGAUGAAGGAGAUCACAAGUCAGCUCGAUAAGCAGUAUAACCUGCUUCGCCUCAUCGUUCAGAAGAUGGAGAUUCGCUCAGAGGCAGAUGAUAUGGAUGAAGGAGAACACCCAUCCGGACGCAGGGGCAGCAGCACGAUGGCUCAGAUUGUCCGGCAAACCAUGUAUCGUAGUAGGUAUUCCAGUCGGACAUUCCGUCGCAAACUGUCGUCGAGACGUGAAGACGACGGGGAAGGCACAGGCGAACACGAUGGCUCCAACACAGCCUGA
This is a messenger RNA of Patiria miniata (bat star), 4558 nucleotides long. Its product is annotated as transient receptor potential cation channel subfamily A member 1-like. Gene Ontology annotation, biological process: monoatomic ion transport; transmembrane transport. Gene Ontology annotation, molecular function: protein binding; monoatomic ion channel activity. Gene Ontology annotation, cellular component: membrane. The transcript has 27 exons. Lineage: Eukaryota; Metazoa; Echinodermata; Asteroidea; Valvatida; Asterinidae. The coding region runs from base 956 to 4558 and encodes 1200 amino acids. The record is from RefSeq and is a predicted model, not a curated record.